This is a messenger RNA of Nycticebus coucang (slow loris), 3426 nucleotides long. It is a transcript of the gene ZC3H12B, whose product is annotated as zinc finger CCCH-type containing 12B. The record is from RefSeq and is a predicted model, not a curated record. Gene Ontology annotation, molecular function: mRNA binding; metal ion binding; RNA endonuclease activity. Bases 896 to 3409 code for a protein of 837 amino acids. The transcript is spliced from 9 exons. NCBI's taxonomy places the organism in Eukaryota, Metazoa, Chordata, Mammalia, Primates, Lorisidae. Gene Ontology annotation, cellular component: cytoplasmic ribonucleoprotein granule; nucleus.
GCAGCGGCGCCAGAGGAGGAGGAGCACGAGGAUGCAGCUGCGACCACGGCCCCAAGAGGGAGCCGACACUGCUCUGUGGCCUUGGGGCCCAAGGGACGGGAAUCAGGCCUAGGGUUCGUGCCGCUGAGGGGGCUGAGGGCAGCGGUUCCUCCAAAGGCUCGGGCCUAGUACCCCGGAAGGGUUCGGACCGCUGGGCUAGGGCCUGCCCCUCAUUGCUUCCCCUGGUCCUUCCACGUCAAUGGUGGUGAAAUUGACGGCGCUAGGGAGCGCAAGGCACCAAGCCGUAUCCCUUGCACCCAUCUCCUCUUGUCUCCGGCUUUUGGACACCUGCGCCGCCUCUUCCUCUCGCUCGCCAAGCCCACCCCCAGCAGCGGGCGGGGGAAGGGCAUCCCCCUGCAGGGGCUGCGUCGAGCAGGGCGACGACGCGGAUCAUAGGAGAGUAGGGAUAAUAAAGGUCUACUUCAAACUAGCUUAAAGCAAAAAAGAAGAAGAACAAGAAGGAGAAGAAGAAUCAGCAGCAGUAAGCAACAGCAUUUAUGUUAAGGGGAGAAGCCAAAAGUUUGGAGUUUUCUUCAGAUCAUGCUGUGCCAAUUUGGGCAGAGAAAUCAUGGCCAACAUCUACUUUGUUUAUGAGCCCACUGGACAAUGAGAGGAUGUCUGGAUGCCUGGGGGAAAUGGCUGACUGUAUCUACAAAAGGAGUCAUCCUAUCCAUUUGAUUAUUAAAAUCUUGCUCUGAUAAGGGAUUGUUAACAUCUGAACACACCAAACCAAACAGGCAAACUCUUCCACCAUUGCUACGACAUUUUUUCAAAAAGGAAUGCCACUGUAUGUGGAUUCAAAUCAGGAUAAAAAGGAAAAAUACCUGAUUAGACCUCAGACUACUCACUGAACGGAAUGACGGCUACAGCUGCAGUGGAGACACCAAAAAUGGAGAAGAGUGCCUCCAAGGAAGAAAAGCAGCAGCAGAAGCAGGACAGCACAGAGCAAGGCAAUGCUGAUUCUGAAGAGUGGAUGAGCUCUGACAGUGACCCUGAACAAAUAAUCCUCAAGAGCAGUGAUAAAAACAACAAAAGGAGCCAACCUGAGGAUAGUCAGUUGAAGAAAAAGGAGAUUCCCAGCAAGCCACAUCGUCAGCUGUGUCGAUCACCCUGCCUGGAUCGUGCAAGCUUCUCCCAGAGCAGCAUUUUACAGGAUGGUAAGCUCGACUUAGAGAAGGAAUACCAAGCCAAAAUGGAAUUUGCACUAAAGCUGGGCUAUGCAGAGGAACAGAUUCAAUCAGUGCUAAACAAGCUAGGCCCAGAAUCACUUAUUAAUGAUGUGCUGGCAGAGCUUGUCAGACUUGGUAACAAAGGUGAUUCAGAAGGGCAGAUCAACUUAAGUCUGUUAGUGCCUCGUGGUCCCAACUUCAGAGAGAUUGCAAGCCCUGAAUUGUCUCUUGAAGAAGACAUAGAUAACAGUGACAAUUUGAGGCCAGUUGUCAUUGAUGGAAGUAAUGUGGCAAUGAGUCAUGGGAAUAAAGAAGAAUUCUCAUGCAGAGGAAUACAACUUGCUGUGGAUUGGUUUCUAGAUAAAGGGCAUAAAGAUAUUACUGUAUUUGUGCCUGCAUGGAGAAAGGAGCAAUCCCGCCCUGAUGCACCAAUUACAGAUCAAGAUAUUCUACGUAAACUGGAGAAAGAAAAGAUUCUUGUCUUCACGCCAUCUCGAAGAGUCCAGGGCAGGAGAGUUGUCUGCUAUGAUGAUCGGUUCAUAGUGAAACUGGCUUUUGAUUCUGAUGGCAUCAUUGUAUCUAAUGAUAACUAUCGAGACCUUCAAGUUGAAAAGCCAGAAUGGAAGAAGUUUAUUGAGGAGCGGUUGCUGAUGUAUUCUUUUGUGAAUGACAAAUUUAUGCCUCCAGAUGAUCCUUUAGGACGCCAUGGCCCAAGCCUUGAAAAUUUCUUAAGAAAGAGACCUGUUGUUCCUGAGCAUAAGAAACAACCAUGUCCUUAUGGCAAAAAAUGUACCUAUGGCCACAAAUGCAAAUACUACCAUCCAGAGCGGGCCAACCAACCCCAACGUUCAGUGGCUGAUGAGCUCCGCAUCAGUGCCAAACUGUCCACAGUGAAAACCAUGAGUGAAGGCACCCUAGCCAAGUGUGGCACAGGGAUGUCUAAUGCCAAAGGUGAGAUAACCUCAGAGGUCAAAUGUGUGGCUCCCAAGCACCAAUCAGAUCCCAGCAUCCGGUCUGUGGCUGUGGAGCCUGAGGAAUGGCUGCCCAUUGCCCGUAAGCCUGAGGCCAGCUCUGUCCCUUCGCUUGUGACUGCCCUAAGUGUCCCCACAAUCCCACCUUCCAAAAGCCAUGCAGUGGGUGCACUCAACACCCGAUCAGCCAGCAGCCCAGUGCCAGGAUCCUCCCAUUUCCCCCACCAGAAGGCCUCAUUAGAGCACCUGGCCAGUAUGCAGUACCCUCCCAUCCUGGUUACCAACAGCCAUGGGAACCCUAUUAGCUAUGCUGAGCAAUAUCCAAAGUUUGAAUCUAUGGGAAACCAUGGCUACUAUUCAAUGUUAGGUGACUUCUCCAAACUAAACAUCAACAGCAUGCAUAAUCGAGAGUACUACAUGGCUGAAGCAGACCGGGGGUUGUAUACCCGGAAUCCCAACCUCUGUCCUGACAGCCGAAUGAGCCAUACCAGAAAUGACAACUAUUCCUCCUACAACAACUUAUAUUUGGCUGUAGCUGAUGCCCAUCCUGAAGGCAGUUUGAAGCUGCACCGCUCAGCAUCUCAGAACCGUCUUCAGCCUUUUCCUCAUGGUUACCAUGAAGCCUUAACACAAGUGCAGAGCUAUGGCCCAGAGGAUUCUAAACAAGCUCCCCACAAACAGUCAGUCUCCCACUUAGCUCUGCAUGCCCAGCACCCAGGAACCGGAGCACGUUCCAGUUGUCCUGGAGACUACCCAAUGCCUCCCAAUGUCCAUCCUGGGGCAACCCCCCAGCCAGGCCGUGCCCUGGUGAUGACUCGGAUGGAUAGCAUUUCUGACUCACGCCUCUAUGAGAACAACCCCAUGAGGCAAAGACGACCUCCUCUGUGUCGAGAACAGCAUGCCAGCUGGGACCCACUGCCCUGUGCAACUGACUCCUAUGGCUACCACUCCUACCCAUUGAGUAACAGCCUCAUGCAACCAUGUUAUGAGCCAGUCAUGGUAAGGAGCAUGCCUGAAAAGAUGGAGCAGCUUUGGAGGAAUCCUUGGUUUGGAAUGUGCAAUGAUUCUAGGGAGCAUAUGAUGCCAGAGCACCAGUAUCAGACUUACAAGAACCUCUGCAAUAUUUUCCCUUCUAAUAUUGUCCUUGCAGUGAUGGAGAAGAAUCCCCACACAGCAGAUGCCCAGCAACUGGCAGCCUUGAUUGUUGCUAAGCUUAGGGCUGCACGUUGACAUGAUAUAAGACUUAU